Cyphellophora europaea CBS 101466 is the source of this 843-nucleotide messenger RNA. RefSeq lists its product as uncharacterized. The record is from RefSeq and is a predicted model, not a curated record. Gene Ontology annotation, cellular component: membrane. NCBI's taxonomy places the organism in Eukaryota, Fungi, Ascomycota, Eurotiomycetes, Chaetothyriales, Cyphellophoraceae. Bases 1 to 843 code for a protein of 280 amino acids. The transcript is spliced from 2 exons.
AUGUCGACCGCCAAAUACGCCCCGGCGCCCACGCGCGACUCGCUCGACGAGCCUGAGCGCCAGUACACUCAAGCCCCGCCAUCGUACCAGGACAACGCCACCGCAGGCGCCAGCGCUACCACAGCUGGCUACGGCACGCCGCGCGAGGAGGACGACAAUGUUCCCGAUGACUUCAAGUUCGGUGGCUCCGUCUCCGAAGCCACGCUCGACAUCCGCAUGCAAUUCAUCCGCAAAGUCUACUCGAUCCUGACGGUUCAGCUCCUGCUCACGACCGCUCUUUCCUCCCUCUCCUUCUUCUCGACGGGCUACCGCAACUGGAUCCAGUCGAACCCAUGGAUGAUGUGGGUGUCGCUCUUUGGCGCGAUCGGCUUCCUGCUUCUCACCUUCUGGAAGCGCAAGAGCUACCCCACCAACUUGAUCUUUCUGGCCGCCUUCACUGGCCUCGAGGCUUAUUCCAUCUCUGUCGUAUGCAGCUUCUACGAGUCUCGCAUCGUCGUCCAGGCUUUGGUAAUCACACUGGCCAUCUUCGCUUUCUUGACGGCGUUUGCGUGCCAGAGCAAGUAUGACUUCACGAGUUGGGCACCGUACCUGUUUGGUGGUCUGUGGAUUCUCAUCAUUUUUGGGUUCAUGGCGGCCUUCUUCCCACAUGGAAAGACUAUCGAAUUGGUAUAUGGCUUGGUGGCCGCAUUGAUCUUUAGCGGGUAUAUUCUCGUUGAUACUCAAUUGGUGAUGCGCCACUAUCACGUGGAGGAGGAGAUUGCUGCUUCCAUCUCCUUGUAUCUGGAUAUUCUCAAUCUCUUCCUCGCCAUCUUGAGGAUCCUCAACAGCCAACAGAACAACUGA